AUGGCUACGUUCCUCAAGGUAUUCCUCAGUGUAGGGACUCUGGCGACUACUUUGCUCCCAUACGUCAACGCAGCUGUUACUGUCAACAGCACACUCUUAAUUCUCGCUCGAGAUAAGAAUGCCACGCUACCCGGAACUCUUGUACUGCAAGGCUACAGCAUACCCUACCAGGUUGUCGACCUCUCGCUGUCCGCAGCAGGAAUUCCGCAAUUGAACUCUACACCAGAUGCCGGAAACUUUGGUGGUAUUGUUGCUGUGAGCGCUCGAGACUACAAAAAUGGGGACGACUGGAAAACCAUACUGAACGAGAAACAAUGGCAAGAAAUAUACAAAUACCAGGAAGCGUUCGGGGUACGAUUGGUGCGGCUGAAUGCAUGGCCAAGCGCAGAUUUCGGCGUACAGAGCUCUGGUGGCGUUAUUACUGUAGACCAGCCUAUUGCCGUUACGGAUACGAGUAGCUUUACCACUGCAAACCUGAGAGCGAAUGCUCAGACGAGCACUCUCAACCUGACGAAGUACCCCGCAAAGAUUACGAACACCUCGCUUGCAACAGAGAUUGCGCAGUUCAGCAGUGGUAGCUCAAAGACAACAGCCGCUGUAAACAACAGGUUUCCUAGUGGACGUGAGCAGCAAGUUUGGUUCUCGGCCUUUGACCCCAACUUGACGUCAUCCACAUUGUUGUCGCACGCUUGGAUCCACUGGAUUACCAGGGGACUGUUCAUGGGCUAUCGACGCGUAUACUUGAACACGCAAGUCGACGAUGUGUUUGUGGAGACCGAGCUAUAUCAGACGAACAAGCCAUAUCGCAUUCUUCCUGCAGACUUCCAGGAGCACGUCGCUUGGACGAAGGAAUUGAAUUCAAAGCUUCCGGCCGGAUCAAACUACAUCAUAGAGCUUGGACACAAUGGCAACGGGAAUAUUGAAGCGGCGGUUGAAAGUGACUACAACAACGAGCCUGCGCAAUGCGAUCCUCAGGAAGGUGUUGAAUACGAGACCCAAAUCGACGGACCUCCGGAGUAUGUGAAACCAAUCGGAACCGGCAAGGAUUUGUGGAACAAGAAGUUCAAAAGCUAUUCUUGGUCACUCAAAUGCUCGCAGUUGGAUCCCUUAGAGGUCUACUUCGCGAACAAAACUAACAUGCACUCGUUCUUUCAUGUGUCGCACACAUUCACCCACGAGGAUGAAACCAACGCAACAUACGCUGAUGUGACGAAAGAAAUAUCCUGGAAUCAAGCUUGGUUCAAGGCAAUCGGGUUUACUGACUCUGAAUCCAAACCUUACUUUUCUAACAUGGGCCUCAUACCGCCCGGCAUCACUGGUCUGCACAACGGCGACGCACUGCGCGCCUGGAGUGAGUACGGGAUACGAUAUGCAGUCGGCGAUAAUUCUCGACCUAUUCUCAUGAAUGUUCCAAGCCGCAAAUCGGAGUAUCAUCCAGUGAUAAGUAAUGUCAAGGAAAACGGAUACGACGGCAUCUACAUCGUCGGUCGAUAUGGUUCUUCGAUAUAUUACAAUUGCGACACCCCAAGCUGUGUAAACAGUGAGUGGAAAGCAAUUGCAGGCGGAUCGGGCGACUUUAAUGCGCAACUGGAGUAUGAAAAGACUGUCAAUACCAAGUAUCUGCUUGGGUUGCGCUGGGAUCCGUACAUGUUCCACCAAGCCAACCUUCGUGUGAGCGAUACCAAGGCCACUACGCUGCUGGGGAAAAACAAGAAGUGGAGUCUGCUAAUGGCUUGGACUGAAGCUGUUGUUUACGAGUUUGCAAGGCUCGUUGAAUGGCCUGUGAUCACGCUCAAGCACGAUGACACGGCGAAAGCUAUCAUUGCUAGAAAGCUGCGUGACGAGUGCCGGCCAAGUCUCGUAUAUCGACUCUCCAGCGAUAGGAAAUCGAUCACUGGCAUAUCACUGAGCACCUUACAACCAGAAUGCAUUAAUGACAUCCCUGUAACGGUUCCCACUGAUGUCAAGGACUCAGCAGAUGCCAACAGGGAGCAGAGGGGCAAGGACCCGCUAACGCUUUGGAUCACUGCUGGUAUCAACAGCCCCAGGUUGUUCGACUUGUCUACUGCAUUGAAAUUUUGA
This is a messenger RNA of Paraphaeosphaeria sporulosa, 2082 nucleotides long. RefSeq lists its product as uncharacterized. The transcript is spliced from 4 exons. The record is from RefSeq and is a predicted model, not a curated record. NCBI's taxonomy places the organism in Eukaryota, Fungi, Ascomycota, Dothideomycetes, Pleosporales, Didymosphaeriaceae. Bases 1 to 2082 code for a protein of 693 amino acids.